AUGCCUUAUUUAUUAAUUUCAACACAAAUUCGAAUGGAAUGUGGACCAACAAUGGUUGGAGAUGGAGAUAGUGAUGCUGAAUUAAUGGCUAUUUUAGAAGCAAAAUUGACCAAGCAAUUGGGAAAUGAAUUUAUGGUUAGUUGGAGGGUUUAUGCGGGAAAAGGGAAGGGAGAAUCUAGAAAUCUACUGAGAUUUGUGAUAUUUUCAUAUUAAAAAAAAUUGUGCCGGUCGUGAAGAUAUAGUAAAAUUUUGACUUUUGCGAAACAUGUCGGAUUUUUUUUUCAAGUUCCCCGUCCGAAAAUAAUUCAAAAAUUCUUUCAAAAAAUUUCCUUAAAAACUGUACUUUUCUAUUUGUUCCGUUUUCACACUUUUUACACAAAAGGUGUGUAAUAUUUAUUUUUGUUUCAUUUUUUUGAUAAGAAAAUCCCAUUUCCUUGUCUUGUCAACCAAAAAAAAAACAAAAAAACUAAUUUUUGUUAUUGAUCGAAAAAACCUUGAAAAACUAUUUAUUUGCUUUGUUUUUCUACAUAUUUCCAACAUCUCUUUCAACUAAAUGCUUUCCUAAAGAGACGCAGAGAAAAAAAACAUGAAAAUAGUGGUUUUUAGCUUUGUUGUUUUUUUGUUAUCUAACAAAAAAACGUUUUUUUUUGUUGAAAGAUGAUUUAAAAAACUGAAAUUAUCAGUUUUCUGGUUUGUACGAACUUCAAGUAAAAUUUUGGACCAAAGAAUUUAUUUUUUUUUAAAUUUAACUUCUGUUAUUUCAAUUAGUAUUAAAAAAAACCGGAUACAAAAAUUCCACAACCCGAGAAUUACAUUUUUCAACUUUUCCCCCAAAUUUCCCCAAAAUUUUAUUCCAGGAAUAUAUCACAAAAUGGUCACCCCGUCGAGUUUUGAAUAAAUUGGAAGAUUUGGGAUGGAAAGUUGUAUCAAUGGCUGGAAUUGGACAAACUUGUGCAUGGACUUUACAUAAAUCAUCAUAA
Molecule: messenger RNA, 980 nt
Organism: Caenorhabditis angaria
Lineage: Eukaryota; Metazoa; Nematoda; Chromadorea; Rhabditida; Rhabditidae
Source: the annotation of a GenBank genome assembly